UUAAACUUUGUUUCCAUUAAUUUGUCAGUCCGACAUGUCCUUUGCUCCUUUGAAAGCAGCACUUGGUUUUUCUUAUAAGAAAAUUAUGUUUGAUCAUUUCCUUACAGCCGUCAAUUAACCUUCCCUUUCACCUUAAUUGUUUUAUUUCUUUAUACUUUAACAUUUCCAAUCAAAUGGCAAAUUAUGUUUCAUCCUCAUCUCAUUCUCAUUCGCUUUCUUGUUCUGACUUUGAAGAUACUUCCUUUUGGAAUGAACUAAAUCUACCUUCUCUUUUGCAGAUUGAGAAUGAGUUGUACACACUACUAGAACCAUCUGUUGAAGGUGAACAAGUUAUUGACGCUGAGCCGGUCGCCCAAGUUGUUCCACCUGUUUUACCUAAACCUUUGGAAGAGGUUGCAGUCGAGGAAAAAAAAAACACUCCGGUGAAGAAAACCUUGUGUGAUUCAAGAACGAUCACUAAGGAAAUGAUCUCAAGUUAUUUCCAUCUUCCGAUUAGUGAAGCAGCGGUACAAUUAAAGGUAAAACUUUACACCAAAUUCAACAAAGUUGUUGCUCCGCCGAACAAUUAGAUUUCGACU
Ipomoea triloba (trilobed morning glory) is the source of this 578-nucleotide messenger RNA. RefSeq lists its product as uncharacterized. The coding region runs from base 174 to 569 and encodes 131 amino acids. The transcript is spliced from 2 exons. NCBI's taxonomy places the organism in Eukaryota, Viridiplantae, Streptophyta, Magnoliopsida, Solanales, Convolvulaceae. The record is from RefSeq and is a predicted model, not a curated record.